Messenger RNA from Effrenium voratum, 2660 nucleotides. The record is from the annotation of a GenBank genome assembly. NCBI's taxonomy places the organism in Eukaryota, Dinophyceae, Suessiales, Symbiodiniaceae.
UAUCGCCCGAACGAACGCGCCUCUUUUUCUCGCCUCGCGCGAUGGCUUAGGUUUCUGCUUCGAUGCUGGCAGACCCGACCCGCCAAAAGGCGGCCAGCCGGAUCCUGCGGAAGUCGCCCGAAGAGCGCCAGGAGCAAGAGCUUGCUUUCCUGGCGGCGAGCCUGCACGAUGUGCCGCAGUUUCAGCAGCUGGACAUGGCGACGCUCAAGGCGAUCUGCCAUGCCAUGCAAGCGCAGCGCUACGCCAAAGGCGAUGUCAUCUUACAGGAGGGAAGCCCAGGACACGAGUUCUUCGUUCUACUCAGUGGAAGCGUGAGUGUUCACCUCUUUCGCCCGGAGGACACCCCGCCAAAGUCGCGGUUUCUAGACUACACCAUUGUGGCGCAGGCAGCGGAGCCCUCGACUGCCCCGGGGACUUCUGCGAAGCCUCGCCGGCCCUCGAGGGCCAAGCAGGCGCUAAACGCGCGGCUGGCCCAUACGGUGGACUGGGAUGUGGCCGCCAACGAGGCAGAGGUGAAGAAGGGCAUGCAGCGCAUGUCGACCACCAUGAAGGUGAUCCAUCAGGCGUUGGCCUUCAGCGACAGUGAGGACUCGGACGAGUCGCCGCGGCUGCGGCUGCGCUCGGAGCCCCGCACCGAGCGCUCGGAGCGCGAGAUGUGUCCCCGAAAGCCCCAGCCGCCCUCGCUCCGCGCGGCGGUGCUGUUCCCGGGCUCGUCCUUUGGGGAGCUGGCGCUGGACACCUUUCUGCCGCGCCAGUGCACCGUGAAGUGCGAGGAGCGGUGCUGGGUGGCCAAACUCAGGCAGCAGGACUAUCAUCACAUCCUCACGAGCCACGAGACAGGCCGGCGGCAGCGCUGGCUCGCCUUCGCGGAGGCUGCGCCGCUGCUCAGGGACUUGGAAGAGCCUGCGCGAGUGCACCUGGAGCCCCACUGCAAGUUGCUGCAGGUGUCCAAGGGCCAAGAGGUCUGCCAGCCUGGGGAGCUCGAGGUCGUGUUCUUGGCCGAGGGCUGCUUCGAGGUUUCUUUGCCAGGCACCAAGAACCGCCAGGUUCCCACCUCGCUGGUCUUGGCCCCGGCGGUCUUCGGCUUGUCGCCGGCGCUGCGGGACGAGCCGCGGCAGCAGGAGACGCUGACCUGCAUCUCUGCCUCAGGUUUGAUCUACAAGGUGCAGGCGAAGCAUGUGCUCGUGAUGCUCUCGCCCUCACAGCAGCAGCUGCUCACGAAGGCCGCCUUCCAGGAGAAACGGUUCCACUUGGCCCGCGCCGCUGUGAUGCGGGCGAUGGUCGGAGAGGGCAGGCUGUACUGCGCGGGCCCGCGCCUGGCGGCCGUGAGGCAGCAGCUGCGGCAAGUGGAGGAGGAGACUCCGGAGGCGCUGAAUGUGCCCAACGCGCUGAGCGCUUGCUGGUCUGCAGAGACCUUGGACCGCGCCCGCCGGGAGAGCAAAACCUACCGGCCCUGCACCGAGAACUGGAAGAUGCCAGCGCUGGAGACAGAUGGGAUGGGAGUGAAGAGGCGCCUGAGCUGGGCGGCGAAGGCGGGGGCAUGGAGCCCUGAGCAGCUGGCGCUGAAAGGCAAGCUGCGGCGGUCCCAGCAGCGGGGCGCCUUUCACGGCUUUGGCCCGGUGGUUCAGGCGAACGGCUUCCUGACGCAGUUCUUCAAAAAGGCCUCGGAGCCGCCCUGGUCCCACGCGCUGCGGAACUCCGCCUCGGCACCCUCGCUCAGAUUGGCAGGCGCCGAGAUUGACGUCGAGGCUGAGACGGAGAGACGCUUCGAGCCUCUCCUGGAUGAGCAGAUUGAGGAAGCUGAGGAGGAGCAGUUCCACAAGGACCGGGCUGCGUCCAAGAUCCAAGCCUCCGCCAAGCGCUUCCUCUCGAGGCGUUCGGAACGGCAGCCGAAGUCUCCGAAGUCUCCGAAGACUCCGAAGGAGCAGGACAAUGUCAGCGAAGCAGGCCGGGAUGCAGGCGAGAAGACACGCAAGAGCCCUGCGAGCGAUGGCCCAGCAUCACCUCAGCCAAAGCCGCAUGCGAGCCUCCGCCAGGCGCUUGCCCAAAGCCCUAGAAAGCCCGUCCCAGUUCCGGACAUGCCUCCGAAGGAGCCGCCCGCGGCGCUGGAGUUGAGGGCGCUCCCCCCGAUCUCCGUGCCGCUUUGGCGGAACGAGAUCCUGGAGGCCGGAUCGAUCGUGAGGAGAUGGCAGGAGGAGAUGGAUCUAACAGGCUUCAAAGCUCCGCAGAUGACGCGCUUGCCGCUGCUGCCGCCCUGUGCUCGGCAAAGAGAGGGGUCGCCGAGGGGCAGCGUGGUGCUGCCAGCGAGGCUUGCAGUGCGCAGUGACAGUCCAGGUGUGGCUUUGAGCCGGCCGACUCAUGAGGAUGAGGUCGAUCUCAAGGAGAUCUACCGGCAUAAAGUCCCGGUGCAGCGUGCGCGGGUGAAGCUGAAGCUAGCAAUGUGCCAGCGGCCGAUUCGGGCAUAGCCGAAGUGUGCUGCGUUGAAUCAUGCUGAAGAAGCAGUUGGUUUAUCUGAUCCUCUGGAAUUUUUUGAUCUGAUUUUCGGAAUGAGUGGAGUUUCCUGUGCCAAGUUCCUUGUUUCUCGUUUUUUGGCGGCCGUCGGCGCCCCGUUUGGGGGCCAGUGGUCGAUAGAGGCGAGGUGGCGGGCUGGUGAAUCCAGG